GGCCAGCCUCUGUACUCCAGUGCGCAUGCGCAUGUCACUCACGGGUCUCGAGCGGUUUUGUGGUGUUUAUCUUCAGCGGUCCUAGUGCAUAACAUCACUUUCGAUAUACUGAUGAUCGACGAAGGUUGCAUAAAGUGAAGGUUAUACCACCAUUCAGUUAUAUGAAGAGUGAGUCUCAAUGGCAGAGCCACUCCCUUCAGGAUUACUUGAAGCAUGUGUUGUUGUUGGACUUUCAAAUGAUACAUUGAAAGAGGUGUGUGAGUCUCUUCUGCAGGUGAAUGAAAGUCCUUUACUUCUCGAUCCCGAGGUCCUUCAGGUUCAUGCACCUCCAUUUGUGACCAAAGGGAGAAUCAAUGAACCAGGGAUGGGAAGGUUCAGCCACACCCAGCGACGGUUUUCCUUCAUUAAGAAGAAGAAUGACAGACCCCUGAACAAUGCAGGAAAAGUUAAGGAGGAAGCCGCAGAGGACUUCAACGUUCCUAAAGACCUGGAUCUAGCGGCCCUGCCACAACUUUGCUUUCCAGGAGGGCUUUCUGUAUCUCAGGAGCAGCAGGAAGAACAAUUCCACUUUCUGGUGUUUACUGACGUCUUUGGAAACCAGUCACAUGGAGUAGUUCUCCAGUACUAUAGACCAGUACAGAAAUGGAUUUUCCAGGAGCGGAUGCUGAAUGGGCAUCACCCUUCCUCUAAAUCUCCACAAAUUUACAGUGCUUAUGGGAUUUGCAUCAUAUCAAAACACCCGUAUUACAACACUCUCAAAGACUGCCUGUCUAGCCUCUUGUGUCGACUCAAAAUCUGUAAAAAUACUGAUAUGGAAGAGGAAGUAAAGGAAUUCUCUGCUAAACUGGCUCUGGUGCCAAUUCCUCCCCCUGGUCAACUGCACGUGAUGUUUACUUUGUCCCCUCUCACAAUUGUUCUUCCAUCCAGAGAAGAUAAAAAUUAUCCUGUUAUUGACCUGGAUCUUCAUCUUCCGCUCCUCUGCUUCGAGUCCAGGGAGCUGCUGCAGAUCAUAACCAGUAUACUCACAGAACAGCGUAUGGUGUUCUUUUCUUCAGAUUGGGCCAAACUGACUCUGAUUGCAGAAUGCUUCAUGCUGUAUAUUCGACCCCUGCGCUGGCAGCACCCACUGGUGCCCACACUGUCCCGUCAGAUGCUUGACUUUGUCAUGGCACCGACCCCCUUCCUCAUGGGUUGCCACCUUAGUCACUAUGAGGAAGUUGCCAAGGAGACAGAUGAUCUGAUUCUGAUCAAUAUUGAUGAGGGAACAGUGUGUUGUUCAGGCAAUAAUGAUGUUGAUCUUCCAGAAGCCCCUCAGACAGCUGCUCAGUGUUUCAAGAGUCGAAGGAAAGUCCUACAGAUACACUAUGACCUUGAAGUGCUUUAUCGUGGCAUCUGUAGUGAUGUUAAUGAGCUGCGUAUGCGGAGAAGACACUGGCAACACAGACUCAAUCGGGAUAUUCAGAACAUCACCCUGGAGCUCAUCGUGAACAUGUUUAGAGAUGUUGAUGAUCAUCUGAAUUAUGAGCACAGAGUUUUUAACACAGAUGAAUUUCUAAAGACCCGGGAACCAGCAGACCAACCGUUUUAUAAAAAGGUCUUGGAAACACACAUUUUCCACUCCUUCUUGAAAGACCAUUUGAAUGGAAAGUUGAAAGCAUUCACCAGAAUGGAGAGGAACACUCGGACAGAAGACCAAAAACGAAAAGCAUCAAUGGAUUUCUCUCAUAGACGCACUAUAAAGGAGAUGAAAAAUGAUUGCCAAGACAGCGGUCUAAGUAAACGUCUGGGCACAAGUCUUCCUAACCUGGGCGAUGAGACUCAACCAAGUUCCCUUAAACAGACAUCUCCGACAUCUCCAACCAUUCCUGAAAUAACUCUAAAUAUACCAGCCAGACCAGUAAAGAUGUUCAAACUGGCCCAUUUCCCUCCUCCCUUGAGCUGCUACCAUGUGUGCCUUUACUUUGGAGAUCUUGUCCUCCUGCUUAACAGAGCCAUAUCAGCCACCCCACCUGAUGACUCCAGCCUGCUCGCCAGGUACUACUACCUGCGAGGCCUUGUCAACAUGCUGAACUCUAAACGCUUGGAUGCCCUCAGUGACUUCCAGACCCUCUACAAAACAGAUAUUGAGAUUUUUCCACAUGAGUUGGUAAGGGUGUUGGUGGACUCUCUGCACGUAGAGGAGAAAGCCCAGGCAGAGAAGAGAUCUGAGCUCAGGCCACUCAUUUCUAAGGCGAGGACCAACGAUAAGAGUGAACGUAUAGACUCAGAUGAUCGGGUUAAGAAGUUUCAGCUUCCCAGGACGCCAAUGCAGUUGGAAGAGUUUGUGAGGUGCACUCAGGAAUCUGGCAUUGUGAGGGAUGUGGCUACUGCCCAGAGAUUGUUUGAGGCUCUUACAGUCGGUGAGCAAAAACAGAUUGAUCCGGAGACGUUCAGAGUGCUUUACACCUACUGGAAGGAGAGCGAAGCGGAGGCACAGGAUCUUCAGCUGCCCGCUGAGGUCCUGGAACAUCUGGACAACAGCGAGUGUGUGUACAAGCUGUCCAGCUCUGUGAAGACCAGUUAUGGUGUUGGUAAAAUUGCUAUGACCCAGAAGAGGCUGUUCCUACUGACUACAGGCAGGCCGGGAUAUGUUGAGAUCACCAAGUUCAGAGACAUUGAGGACUUGAAGAUCUCUACUGCUUCAUUUCUGUUGUUGAGGAUCCCAUCUCUAAAGAUCAAGAACAGACUGAAGAAAGAGAAAUUUGAGGCAAAUUUAAAAUCUGAGUGUGAACUGUGGAACCUAAUGGUCAAGGAGAUGUGGGCUGGGAGAAUAAUGGCAGACAACCAUAAGGACCCGCAGUAUGUGCAGCAGGCUCUGACCAAUGUCCUGCUCAUGGACACUGUGGUGGGCUGUUUACAGACACAGAAAGCCGUUCUUGCUGCCUCCAAGCUGGCGUAUUAUGAAAAACUACGCCAUGAAGUCCCCAUGAUUAUUCCCAGACCCACAGCCGAGACGCUGAAGCACAAGAUUAAUCCAUCAGAGAACAUGAGGAGCCCUCAGUCUGUUGAUGUCUUGCUGUUCAUUCCAGGUCAGUUAACUCUCUCUGCUGACCUGGAUGGGAACCCUAAGCUCUGGUGUGCUCUCAGCUGUGGGAAGGUGGUUGUGUUUGAUGCUGUUAGUUGGACCCUACAGCAACAUUGCAUUCAUGUUGGAGAAUCUUCAUUGAACUGCAUGAUGGGAUUAGAUCAGGAGCAGUUGUGGAUUGGUUCUCAAGACUCCGUCAUUUACAUAAUCAACACUCGCAGUAUGCUGUGUCACAAACAGCUGACUGAACAUCGUGGAGAGGUCACAGAUUUCGCCCUGGAGAAACUGAACCACAAUCUCAGCCCCGUGCAGGUGUUUUCCUGUAGUGCAGAUGGCACUGUGAUUGUUUGGGAUGUUCCCACUUUGAAGGUGAAGAGACAGUUUCAUCUGACCUGUGACAGAUUACAGUCCAUUCAAAUCCAUGACACCCUAUGGUGUGGUGCCAGUGAUUGUGUAAUGGAGCUGAGACAGAAUGGAUGUCUGCUUCGUAAGAUUUCUCUCCUAGAUGCAAACAUCCAAGCCAGUGUCUUUAGCAGGAUCACAUUGCACUUAGAGCGAAAACAGAUCUGGACGAGUUUCGCAGACUCGGCCGAGCUGUGCAUAUGGGACACAUCCGACCUAACUAAAGCACCUAAACAGGUCACACUUCCUGGUUGUUGUCGGGUCACCUGUAUGAUCAAGGUCAAAGAUCAGGUCUGGAUCGGCUGUAACAGUGGUGGGACAGGACUCAGCAAGGUUGUGGGAAAGAUCUUUGUGUUGGACUCUGAUAGUCUGAUGGUUGAGAAGGAGCUUGAGGCUCAUGAAGACUGUGUUCAAACGCUGUUCUCAGCUGAGGACCGAUAUGUUUUCAGUGGCUCCGCAAGUCUUGAUGGCAAAAUUGCCAUUUGGAGAGUCGAUUAAACCAGCUGAUAUUUUAAUGUCCAUUAAAGGGACAUUCCACUUUUUUUUAGAAAAUAUGCUCAUUUUCCAGCUCCCCCAGAGUUAAACAUUUGAUUCUUAUGUUUGGAAAUCCAUUCAGCUGAUCUGGGGGUCUGGCGUAAGCACUUUUAGCAUAGCUUAGCACAAUCCAUUGAAUCUGAUUAGACCAUUAGCAUUGCACUAAAAAAUAACCAAAGAGUUUCAAUAUUUUUCCUUUUUAAAACUUGACUCUUCAGUAGUUACAUCGUGUACUAAGACAGACAGAAAAUUAAAAGCUGCGAUUUUCUAGGCAGAUAUGGCUAGGAACUAUACCCUCAUUCUGGCGUAAUAAUCAGUGACUUUGCUGAUGUAACAUGGCUGCAGCAGGCAUAGUGUUAUUACGCACUGCCCGAAAAUAGUCCCCUUGGUAACUUUCAAUGGCAGGGGACUAUUUUUGGGCAGUGUGUAAUAUCACUAAACGGUAAGAUUCAAAUGUUUAACUCUAGGGGAGCCGGAAAAUGAGCAUAUUUUCAAAAAGUGGAGUGUCCCUUUAAGGUGCAUUCGAAUUUAUAAUGUGCAACUACACUGCCCUUUAAUGAAAUGUUUCUGUUGAGAAAAGCUCUGUUACACAUAUCGCUGCUGAAAAAAAACAGCAUCAAACCAGCAUGGGAAUUAGGCUGGUCUAUGCUGGUUUGAUGCUGGUUUAGCUGGUGGUCACCAGCAUACCAUCACCAAAACACAACAUAUGCUGUUCUUGCUGGUAUGACCAGCGUGUGAUGCUGGUGCUAAUGCUGGUUUGGUGCUGGUUUAGCUGGUGCUAAUGCUGGUGCUGAUGCUGGUUUAGCUGGUGUUCACUAGGAAACCAGCACCAAAACACAACAUAUGCUGGUCUUGCUGGUAUGCUGUUUUUUCAGCAGGGAUGCACUGUUUUGUAUUUGUUUUAAGUGUUUCUGUUAAUUUAUUGAAAGGCAGAAUUUUAAGUAAUCCAUCAAAUUCGUUAAAAUAUUAUUUUUGGUGUAUUACUUUUUUUUUUAAACCCAGUUUGACCUGAAAUGUCCAGUUUAAUGCACUACAUACACACUUGCCCUUUUAAAUGUGUCAUGUAACCCCAUCAGGCAUUCGAAUAGUGCUGCUUGUAAUGGUUUUGAGUUAAGCUAACCUUUUCUUAGCCAAUGUUGACACUACUCUGUGAGGACUUCGAAAAAAAAGAUUAGGUGGUUUUUAAUACUCAGUUAAACAAUUUAGGGAGUGAACCAGCUAUUACAAGGUUGUUUGAAAUAGUUCAGCAUCACAAAUCAAUAGGAUUGCUCAGAUCUCUGUGUUAAAUACUGUAUCGCACUGAAUAUAAUUUGUAUAUAAGCUCUCAAUACUUGUGGCUCUAAAUAAAUAACAAUAUAUUUUGUAGAAGUAAACAGUGCUUUUGAAGUCCCUUCUUAUUCCGAAACAGCUGAAUAUAAAAUUGGGUGAGGUUUGUGGCACUGACAUGCUCACAAUUUCCUGAAAAUCCCCAGAUCAAAGAGUUGAGGUCUGUAUACAUUGCCUGAGGAUGGACGGCAGCCUUAAUGAGUAGAUUGUGUAACAGUAUGGCAGUCCUUGUGGUGCUUCUGGAGUGGCUUCUGUGAUUUUAUGCAGAAGGUACUCAUCUAUCGUAUAUUCAUUUCAGAUGUUUUAGGUGGAAAUGUAUUGCAAAUGUGACCUGACUUAGAUUAAUGGAUGAGAUUGGGUUUGAUUUCACUAUAAUUUCAAUUAACUAUUAAAGAUAUAUUUUCACAGAUUAUUCUGUACAUUAUGUAUGUUGAUUUUAUAUAGAAAACAAUAAAUCACAAAAAAAAAAUACUUUAGCUGGGUUUUCACAGUUAAGUCUCCACAAUGGGUAAAGAAAAAAAAAAGAUUAAAUUGAAUUCAAUAAAACAAAUACUAUGAUAUAAUUAAAUAUAAAUAUUGAGGAGUUAUGUGUAAAUGUGUGCUUUACUGUCCUAACAAUGUAAUUGUCUGAAACAUUGCCUUCUUUAUUGGAAACAAUAUGGCCCUGUAAUGUUCU
Paramisgurnus dabryanus is the source of this 6002-nucleotide messenger RNA. RefSeq names its product DENN/MADD domain containing 3b (gene dennd3b). Gene Ontology annotation, molecular function: protein binding. Lineage: Eukaryota; Metazoa; Chordata; Actinopteri; Cypriniformes; Cobitidae. The record is from RefSeq and is a predicted model, not a curated record. Gene Ontology annotation, biological process: regulation of Rab protein signal transduction. Gene Ontology annotation, cellular component: cytoplasmic vesicle.